Messenger RNA from Branchiostoma belcheri (Belcher's lancelet), 864 nucleotides. Its product is annotated as MDS1 and EVI1 complex locus protein EVI1-A-like. NCBI's taxonomy places the organism in Eukaryota, Metazoa, Chordata, Leptocardii, Amphioxiformes, Branchiostomatidae. The coding region runs from base 56 to 790 and encodes 244 amino acids. The record is from RefSeq and is a predicted model, not a curated record. The transcript has a single exon.
CAGGAAACUUCAUACAUAACACAUCACAUUUGUAUGGAUAUUGAUAUUGUGUAUAAUGACUUGGAAAGUAUCGUGGUAUAUUUCAUGUGCACAUAAACCUCGCCUCAUUUCUCCCUUGCCCAAGAAAGAGAAAGGAAGCAUGUCUUUCGUCUGCGAAAUCUGCGACAAAGAGUUUGCUCGUCAGUUUAACCUUGAUCGUCACCAGGAAAGAAAACACCGAGACGAGUCGGCUGUUGCCUCGGGGGAAGUCGUCGUAGAUUCCGAGACAGGAUCUUACCGAAAGCGCGAUGUUUUUGACGACAACUCCGACAUAUCGUAUGAACAUGACACUGACGCGCUUGAUUCAUCAAGCGAUGAGGAAGACGAAGAAGACGAGGAACCGACCGUGUCACAAGAUGAAGUAACCGUCUCAGACGAAGAUGAAUCUGUAGUGGACUCUGAGGAGGCAGAGUCAGUGACAGAAACCGACAGCGAUGAAAGUGAUUCAGAGAGUGAUGCAGACUCGGACGUUUCUUCCAACACGGCUUCUUAUGAUGAAAGUGAAGAGUACGGCUACGACAGCGGUGACGAGGAAGAGUGGACGCUCUAUCGAGACUGGUCCAUUCCACUCAAGCACGAACCAGGCGAUGUCCCUCAACGCGUGAUCAAAGAGACAAAACGCGCUGGCAAAAAGUUUUAUCUUGUAGAGUUUGCUGCCAUGCCUCGUUACGGUUACAAUAUCGAGUACAGCAAGAACUGGGUCCCAGAGCAGAAAUUGAUGACAAAAUACGGCUACCUCGUUCUGAAAUAAUACAGCAUCGUCCUUCUGCCGAUAGGACAACUAGUCCUAAUGUAACAGCGAUACCUACAUGACAAGACGUAAGC